Molecule: messenger RNA, 1234 nt
Organism: Anopheles coluzzii
Lineage: Eukaryota; Metazoa; Arthropoda; Insecta; Diptera; Culicidae
Product: RYamide neuropeptides
Exons: 4
Coding region: 551-1099 (182 amino acids)
Source: RefSeq, a predicted model, not a curated record
UUUGCUAGUACUUCUGGUCGGCCACUCAUCGUCGUCGUCACUCCCGGUGGUGUGCCAGCGAGGCAAGGCUUUCCUAUAAAAGCGUUUGCAUUUCCGUGCGGUACUUCAGUGUCGCAGGAAGCGUGCAGGCGUGCAAAAGUGAAGCAACACAGACACACACACACACCGGCGGCGCAGUGUCGAUUAACAACAGGUGUGUGCCAAACGAAACAGCAAUCCAGCUGCAGAUCGAGAGCAAGUUAGUGGUGGAUCUUGGUUGGUUGUUUGUCCCCUUUUUUCCCUCCGUUUCGGUGGUCGAUGGUAGUUUUUGGGCGCACACAAGACAGGGAACGGUGGUUUUCGCGCGGUUGAGUGUUACCAAUUGUUGGCGAAUAGUUUUUGUUUUAAUUAAAGUACGAUCGGUGAGACAAGUUAGCAUUUUAAAACGCAACACUAGAGAUCCACGUGUUCCAGUGAAACGAUCGGUUGAAGGAAAAGCGACGCAUCGCCUUUCCGGGCCAUCAUUAUUAUCCUGCUCGAUUGGUUGCGGAAACAAGCGAACGGCAUCAGCAUGACCCGGCGAACGGUGCAACCUUUGGCGCGCGAGCAGUCCUCCUCCUCCUCCUCCUUCCUCUUCUCUUGCAUCAGCACCACCGUCGCGCUGGUCCUGUUCGGGGCGCUCGUGCUGGCGGCGGUUGCCGAUGCUGACCCGAUGGUGGAUAGUGCCAGCAGCCUGUACGGCGAUAACAAACACGCAAGCGAUAAGCGCCCCUUCUUCGUCGGCAGCCGAUACGGGCGAUCGCACGUGUACGGUGCGAAGGAUAUGCGGCAGGUGAACGUGGUACCGCGCAACGAUCGCUUCUUCCUCGGCUCACGCUACGGCAAACGUUCCGACCUGACGAAGGAAAUCGAAUCCGACAACAAUAAUGGUAUCGCCGAGCUGACCUAUCUCGCCUGUCUGCAUACGGGCGUCUCGAAUCUGUACCGAUGCUACAGUCGCGAUUCAUCUUCGAAUGCACUACACCAGCAGGAAACGGAACAGUUCGAUCAACAGCAACAAGAGCAGCAGCAGCAGCAUCAACGCCAGUUCAACGACAAUGCCGACCUGUCGGAAAAGUAAUCAAAGUAACCGGCCGGUGCGAUCAAUGCAACCCCACACACCAUAGCCUACUAAAUGCCCGCGUCGGCUCGACGCGUUCAUCUCACAUUAUACUUAAUCUUCGCCUUUUCGCCAUUUCUUCACAACAAAAAAGAG